CUGAUUUUGACCAGUGCAAAUUUCAGCUUUAAGGUUUAUCCUGCUGCCUAAUUGUUCUUCGGGGAUCAUACUAGAUCGCUUCUGGGGAUCUCGGAAUGAGCCGCCAUCUUGCUGGCGCGGCCUGUCUCACCCGUGAAGCUUGGCAGUAGCCAAAUAAGAACUAUCGUGUGUCCCCAGGUAGUGCCCUAAUCGAUCUCGCCAGGAAAAGGGAUGUUCUUGACCAGAGGGCAGCAACGCGAGAGACCGGCGACAGACUACGAACGCUGGUUGAACAACGAUACUCCGGACCAGGACUCGAUUCCCCAAUUCGAGCCCGUAACCGAGCACGGCGUGGUUAUGCAUCGGCACGGGCAACGACCGACUACGGUCCCGUAUGCAGGGGUAGAUAUCAUCAAUGGCUUUGACCAGUAUGACCCUUCGAACGUACCGCCGCCGAAUUACCAUGACGUUUCGCGACGGCCGAGAGUUCCCGACAUCAUAACGUUCUACGGCGCGCUCCUUGUACUGUUGUUUCUCGUCAAGUACUUUGUUCAGACGCUGCUUCGGCAACUGCGACGGGGGAGAGAAGAGCCGGACCGUCCGUCUGCGACAAGGCGCUCAAAUCAGGUUCCGAGCAUUGUUGUCUCGGAUAGUGAGUUGAAGAAGGGGUAGUGUAGGGAGAUAAUUGUCUAGGAUGGGGUGUUCAUGGAGGUGUCAUUGCUGGUUGGUUAUAGAUGAGUGGCGACUCGAGGACAGAGGGGUUGGUCUGUUUGGUUUGACUUUAGUCAUGCAAUUAUGCCAGGCGUAUAUGUACUAGUAGUAGUACCAUCAUGGUUUACAUCUGCAGCCCACCAGCUCUAUGCUCUUAUCCCUACAUAUGCUGCCGUCAAAAGCUCGGGCAUAGCAACCGAGACUUUCAAUGCCUGGAACUUCGACGGUCGCCCCUAUUGCAGAGAAACGAUUUGGAACAAAUGACACCAUCGUGGUGCUGAACCUACCGCCACUAAAUCGGGUGUGCCAGGCCAAUUUAGACCUAGGUAGUGGCCGCGAAG
Aspergillus calidoustus is the source of this 1031-nucleotide messenger RNA. NCBI's taxonomy places the organism in Eukaryota, Fungi, Ascomycota, Eurotiomycetes, Eurotiales, Aspergillaceae. The record is from the annotation of a GenBank genome assembly.